GUGUGUGUCUGUGUGUGUGUGUGUGUGUGGGAGCGUCUCACUCUGUGUGAAUGAGCUGCGGGAGAAGAGUGUGACAACAGCUCAGCGGGAGAAGAAACCAUCGCGGAAACAUUUUUCUAACUUCUUCCCGCUUCCCUCCUCAAGCCGUAUGCCCGCGUGACGACUGAAGCGAUUCAGUUAUGGAGCGCUACCUGGAGACUUCCCAGACUGGACACACCUCAAACCCAAAGCCGGGUCUGGCCCCCAAACCUCGGCUUGCUCCUAAGCCCUUCUCCCUGCAGAAGAACACUUCCAUUCGCUCCAUCCACGCUCCAACGACGGUCCCCACCAGAACUGUUAAGUCAACAAAGAACCAAACUGGAAAAUCUGAAGCUGCAGAUGUCUCCAAACUGACUCCGACCGCCCACGCUCAUAAACCUCCUCAGCAAACCACUGCCUCUGGCUCCAGACCCAGCUCUGUGAACAGGAAUGAUAAACCAAAAACUACCAAAGAAGGUAAACCAAGCCCACGUGCUGAAGAUACUCCUGAUUCUAAUGUAGCUCCAAGAAAAUCCGAUCCUGCCUCACAACCUGUUCCACCCAAAGAUACACCCACGUCCGAGCCACUGAAGAAAGACGAUAUCAUCCAAUCAAACCACAAUGCAUCCACUGAUCUUGUUACUAACUUAGAACAGAAAGAUGAGAAAAAGAAAGAAGAUCAAACUCAGAAGCCUGAAGAAUCAGGGAGAGACGCUUCCUCUUCGGCAAAUUCAGCAUAUCGAUGGGGCGGCCCCAGGAAGAGUCUUCCCACGAAGCUCACUUCAAAGUUUCAGUCAGGUGGUGCACCCCUGCCUCCCCAGCCAACGAUAACCAUAUCUAAGAGCACCAGCAAAGAUGAUUCAAACAAACCAGCGUCCUCCAACGUAGAGCAGAACCAGACAACAGAGCCAUCAAGCAGAGAGACUGAUGAAGGAGGACUGACGGAAGAUUAUAACGGAGGAGGAAGUAUUAAACGCAGAAUCAGUCUUCUGUUUGACUCCUCACAGAGGCCAGAGGUCAUGACAAAGAAAGAGGAGCCUGACAUCGUGACCAGUACAGGGGGGGGCGUAAAGGAGCGAAUCAAACACUGGGCGGCGGAAACAAAUUCUGAGGGUGACAAGACGGAGGGGAAUCCUCAGGUUGUACCUCGACCUCGCUCUCGUAGCUUUGAGCCGGUGGCUGCUCCAACUGCAGAGAAAAUACCCAAAACGCCACCACAUGAGAAACCUGCCGUGACCAGAUUGUCGUCUACACAGGAUGUGAAUCCACUUCCAAAAGUCUCCUCAGCUGAACCUCCCUCACAGUCCCCAGAGGAAACACCUAAAGAUAUUUCUACAGAAAAUAAGUCUGUGAAUAGCUCAAGCGAGAAACCUGGUGAGGACGAGCAGAAAUUAACCGAUGGCGACGUUCGACUCCGUAGUCGAAGCCUAUCUGCAACGCAAACAGCUACCGAUGAGGGAGACUCAGCAACCGAAAGUGGCCAGCGCCCUCUAAAGAGAGACAACGUCAAGCGCCGCUCUGUUCGCUUUGGUAUCGUGGAGCGAGACGACGGUGGGCCUCCACUGAUCCUGGGCUCAGCAUCGGAGUCCAGCUCAGAAGAAGAAGAAACUCCUGAGGAUAAAGCUGAGGAGGAAACUCCUGUUUCGUUGCCCGUCUACAGACGAGUGGGAAGUCUUCAGAGGAAGAAUCAGGAGAUGCAAAAACAAGAAGAGGAGCGACUGAAACAUUUGGAGUUUGAAAAACGGAGAGCAGAGGAGAACAAACAGGCAAGACUUAAGUUAGAAGAGGAGCAUAAACGAGAAGAGAAGGAGAAAGAAACCUUGAGGCAGAGGGAAGAGGAAAAACGCAGAGAGGAGGAAAGGGAAAGAGAGAGGUUGAAGGAGGAGGAGAUGGAGAGACAGCGGAAAGAGGAGUGGGAGAUGGAAAUGUUAAGACAAGAGGAACACGAAAGGGAGAGGCUUCGAGAGGAAGAAAGGGAAAGGGAAAGACAGGUGGAGAUUUUGUUGAAGAGACAUAGAGAGGAGGAAAGAGAGAAAGCAAAGCAGAAGGAAGAGAGACUAAAGCUGGAUCAGGAGGAGAGGGAAAGAGAGAAACCGAGGGAGGAGAAGAGGAAAGAGGAGAGACAGAGGGAGGAAAGAGAAAGACAGAGGCUGAGGGAGGAGCAGGAGAGACCGAUUCAUGAACAUGAGGAACACAAAUUAGAGGUGGAACUGAGAGAGAAGGAAAUUAAUAAAAGGAAACAAAGAGAGGAGGUGUGGGAAAAAGAGUGGGUGAAACGAACAGAGAGUUUUGGAGAAGAAGAAAAAGAAGAGAGAGAGAGAGAAAACAAUUUGAUGUGGCAGAGACAGAAAGAGGAGGACAGAGAGAGAGCGAGGCAGAAAGAGGAAAGACUGCAACAAGAGGAGAGGGAGAAAAUAGAGGAAAGACUGAAACAAGAGGAGAGAGAGAAAGAAAGACUAAGAGGGGAGGCUGAGGAAAGAGAGAGAGAGAGGCAAAGGAGGCUGGAAGAGGAAGAGAGGCUGAGGGAAAGACAGAGACAGGAGGAAGAGGAGAGAAAAAGAAGGGAGUUAGAGAGGAGAAUGCAGCAGGAAAGAGAGCGAGAGAUGGAGAUGAAGCAAAUAGAAAAACAGAGAGAGGAGGAGAGAAGGGAGGAGGAGAGGGUGCGACAGACGGAGAGGGAAAGAUUGGUGGAGGUGGAGAGAAAAAUGCAGGAGGAAUUGGAAAUGAAGCGAGAGAAAGAACUGGAGGAGAAGUUGAGAAUGUAUAAAGAAAGAGAAAGGGAGGGAAGGAGUGCAGCAGAUUUGAUCAGCUUUGACUCUGAAGAUGUCCCUCCGAAGUCAAAGGGAGACCACUCCGAGACCGCUGAGAGUCCCAUCAAAGUUGUGUACGAUGACUUCUCCGUCAGGAAGCCUCAGAUCGAAGUGGAUUUUGACGAUUUUUCAGUCAAGCCGAAGAGAUGGGGCUCUCAGGCCAAAGCAGAAACUAGUAGUCCAGUCGUCCACAGCUGGACAACCAGUCCUGUGGAUAGAAGAGAAGAGCUGGAGGUGCUGAUGCCCCUGAGUGUAUCCCCUCAGGAAAACUACGCACCCAAGCAUGUUGCAAAACUAGACAGCCCAGAGCCUCCUCCACCUGUGGAGAAAGCAGAGGAGAAGGAGGAAGUGGAGGAGAGGCCAGAGGAGGGACAGCUCAUCUCAGUACAGGUGGAGGAAGAGGAGGAGAAGGAGAUGGAGGAAGAGGAGGAGAUGGAUGAAUCAGAAGAAGAAGAAGAGCAGAAGACACAGGUUCACAGUUAUUCUUUAAACGGAGAAGACAAAGACACUGAUGCUUUGAUAGACAGUGAGCCUGAGCAGCUGAGUCCCAGCCAUGAGCAGACAUCUGAAACUGACAGUCCAACACUGAUCCCUGACGAAGUUCCUGAAGUCGCCUCUCAAGAUGUUGAUACCCCUGAUUUGUCUUCAUUCCCUGAGAGUGCCGCUCCACUCCUCGACAACAGCGCACAGAGAUCCAAGGCCAAUGUGGGAAAGAGGCGACUUCGAUCACGUCCGUCACGCUCGCUCCGUUCAGGGCCAACUCCAAGGGACAUGUUGGAUUGGAGAGCUUGUGACACCACAGAUGGAAAGGAGGCAUCUUUCCAGCAAAGGGAGUCAGAUUCUGAGGAGGAUCAGCCAAAACCGAAGAAAGCCUUACCUCCCCCUCCCACCUCUCAAAGAGUCCCCAUGUUCCCUGGUCUGAGCCCUACAGCCCUGAUUGCUCAAUUAAAAAGAAGAACAACUGGAGGAGGAGUGGAAACGGAAGACAAGAAGGGAAGAGAAGAGAGGGGAGGUCAACGCGAGGAAACAGCACCAUCACCCUCACAAGUCUCCCGCUCGCCGCGCUCUGCUGCUCAUCUUGCGGGGGCCGCACGAGUGCUGCCACCCCUGGGCGGCACUGAUGGAGGUACCAGCUCUUCUCCUGCCUGGCUGAAAGAACUGAAGUCUAAGAAGCGUCUGAGUCAUCAUGACAGUGAGGCUUAGCCAGACACAGGACACUGCCAUAGCCUUUAAGCAAGGACCAAUCCAUCUCAGCUGCUGAUGCUCCUGACAGACAUCUUGUCAAGAUUGCUCCAUUUGCACUUCCAGUGCCUUAUUGUGAGCCUUUACUGGUACAUUCAGACGGUUUUCUGAAUAUAGAGGCCCUCGAGAACUUUUAUCUUGUAAAUGAAAUAAUGGUGCCAAGGCUGAGAUGUUUUAAUGCCAAGUUUUAUGUUUUAUUGACUGUUGUACAGAGGCUCAAUGGAGGGUGAACACCUCAGUAUAAUUUAGAAAAAAAGCCAUGUCUGAAUGUGCAAGUCCAUCACAUACUGAUAACACUAGACCUCCAGCAGAGCAGGACCAUCAUACACAUGCACCCCUAUAUUAUAUAUACAGGAACUACUGAACAUAAAUGAUGGAUUGCAAAUUGUGUGUAUUUCGUGGAAAUUGUAUAAAAUUCCUUUUGCAUUAUUUUACCAAUCACACAUCGUCCCAUGUAAAACUAUCUAGCACUUUAAGAUACUUUUUUCCUUCCAUACAGUACGAUAGAUUAAUCAAGGAUAUAACUAGAAACAGGGUCAAGGGAUUUUCUUUUACUUUUUUUAACAACUUGAAUGCCUUUCUUCUCUUCAAAGUUGCACAGCACGUAAGGAUACAGUCCCUGGUUUUAAUAAAAUGCACAGUAGCUGAUCUGGACAUCAGCUGGGAGCUGGGAGGAAAAUCUCAGAAAUUCUGUAACAGAUUCAGAGUGUGUGUCUCGUAAAAUCUAAAAACAAAUGUUUUCAUCUGCUUGAAAUUAAUUUGCAAGUGCUUUUUUUAAACGUUAACGAUUGACUGUCAUCAAUGCUGUAAUCAUUUCUGAUCAACUGUCCGUAUGAUAAGAGGAAAUCGAGGGGAACUUUAUUAAACUUUUUCUAUGAAA
Paralichthys olivaceus (Japanese flounder) is the source of this 4950-nucleotide messenger RNA. Lineage: Eukaryota; Metazoa; Chordata; Actinopteri; Pleuronectiformes; Paralichthyidae. The record is from RefSeq and is a predicted model, not a curated record.